Molecule: messenger RNA, 488 nt
Organism: Peromyscus maniculatus bairdii (prairie deer mouse)
Lineage: Eukaryota; Metazoa; Chordata; Mammalia; Rodentia; Cricetidae
Product: resistin-like gamma
Cellular component (GO): extracellular region
Molecular function (GO): hormone activity
Source: RefSeq, a predicted model, not a curated record
AAAAAUGAAGACUACAAUCUGCUCCCUUCUCAUCAUCAUCUCCAUUCUUCAACUGAUGAUCCCAGUGAAUACUGAGGAGACCUUAGAUUCUCUCCUGGAGAAAAAGAUCAAGAAACUUCUCAACUGUGGAGGUGAGUGUACCUCUACUGUGACGAGGACUCUCUCCUGCACUAGUGUGAACGCUAGAGGCAGACUAGCCACCUGUCCUGCUGGGAUGGCUGUCACUGGCUGUGCUUGCGGCUAUGGCUGUGGAUCCUGGGAUAUCCAGAAUGGAAAUACUUGCCACUGUCAGUGUUCAGUCCUAGACUGGACCACCGCUCGCUGCUGCAAACUGGCCUGAGAAGGAAGAGGCUGAGAACCCAGUUUUGAAAUGACAACUAUAACAAAACCUCAAUCUCAACUUGGACACCUGGCUAAUGUCCCCUUAAUGAAUUCAUAUUACCCAGUAAUCCUGCUUCUUGAAAAAUAAAGACAAAUUUUCACCUGCC